Messenger RNA from Magallana angulata, 1512 nucleotides. RefSeq lists its product as uncharacterized. Gene Ontology annotation, molecular function: zinc ion binding. The transcript is spliced from 8 exons. Lineage: Eukaryota; Metazoa; Mollusca; Bivalvia; Ostreida; Ostreidae. The coding region runs from base 56 to 1366 and encodes 436 amino acids. The record is from RefSeq and is a predicted model, not a curated record.
CACGUGACUGCCGAGAUAUUGCGUGAAAAUCGACUUCCGGGUACAUCGCUUCACAAUGGCGUUAUCGAUUGUAUACUGGGCGAAGUUUGUGGAGGGACACACGAAGUUAACUAGAAAAAGCGAGGCAGCGGUAGAAAGCGGACGAGUGCUUCGGUUUGUUAUGGACGAAUUACGUGUCAUAACAGCGUGUGUACAGGCAUCAAUGAAAGAUACAUCGUACAAAGUACAGAUAUUUUUUGACGCUGAAGACAACGGCAUUGUGAAAGAUUUCACAUGUCAGUGCCCUAUGGGACAGUUUAGAUGCCACCAUAUGGCUGCAGCAUUGUUGUUUGGGUACAAACGUGCAAGUAAAACGGAUGUCAAAUGCUCUUGGCUGAAACACCCCAAGUCAGCACCCCCCAAAUCAACUGUAACAAUGUCUGAUCUUUAUCCUCCUAAACAGCAGGCGUACAGGUAUGUCUCUCAAAGUGACAUCCCAUCAUUAUAUUUCGAUGAAAAUUUCUUUACUGUAGACACUUUACAUUGGAUUCUCUCUGAAGAACCGAAAGCACAGACUAGUCCAGUGCCUCUGAUUGAGGACUUGCUCAUGAGUACAGAGUACAUCUCAAGUGAAGACCCAAACACAUGGCUGCGGAAGAACCUCAUUCUUUCUCCAGAAAUGAUACUGGAAGCUGCGUUUAUCUCUUCUGGACAGAGGGAAAAUGCUUUGUGGGCUGCCAUUAGAAAACUUAGGUUUACAGCAUCCAACUUUGGGCAGAUUAUUGGAGCUGCAAAACGCAAUAGAUUGACAGAGUCUUUGAAGAAGAGAAUUUUGAGUACCUACAAUUUAGAGAGAAGAGCGCCGAUACAAUGGGGCAUUACACAUGAGAGAGUUGGUGUGAGUGAAUACUGUAAAGCAGGUGGAGUAACAGUGUUGCCAACAGGUAUAUGGCUCCAUGAAUCUGGUGUCUUAGGAGCAUCUCCUGAUGGUUUUGUGCAGGGAGAUUUUUUAAAAUCUCCCAUUGUUCAUCAUCAGCAGAAGGAUCAACCCCCGACACUUCCAGCCAUCAUUGAGGUGAAAUGUCCUUUCACAGCAAAAGACUUGACAAUUGCCGAGGCUUGUUCAUCUAUUAAGGACUUUUACUUAGUAAAAGAUGUCGGAGGAUUGUCCUUAAAGAUGACACAUGACUACUGGCACCAAAUACAGGGUCAACUUUUCCUCACCGGAACUGAGUGCUGUGAUCUUGUGGUAUGGACCACCAAGGACCUUCAGAUCAUGAGAAUCCUUAAGGACAAGACUUGGAUCAGCAACAUUGCAACCAUGCUGGACUUUUACUUUACAAAGUUUCUAGAAUCCCUAAACACAGCUUUGCCUCCUCCUUCGUGAAAUGUGCCUUGUUUGAUAAGAAUGGGGGUAUGUUCAAGGAGACACCAGACGGCAGCUUGUCAAAGAUAUUAAAACCUUUGUCUGCUAAUAUCAAAUCACCUGCAUGAAGCUGGUUCAACACACCACAGUGGUCCACAAUAGCAGAG